Betta splendens (Siamese fighting fish) is the source of this 1580-nucleotide messenger RNA. Its product is annotated as ICOS ligand-like. Gene Ontology annotation, biological process: positive regulation of T cell proliferation; negative regulation of T cell proliferation; immune response. The record is from RefSeq and is a predicted model, not a curated record. The coding region runs from base 244 to 1200 and encodes 318 amino acids. NCBI's taxonomy places the organism in Eukaryota, Metazoa, Chordata, Actinopteri, Anabantiformes, Osphronemidae. The transcript is spliced from 5 exons. Gene Ontology annotation, cellular component: external side of plasma membrane.
GGGCGUGUGCUACCUCGGCUCAAACAGGUUUGACCAGCUCCUAACUAUGAGACAAGCCACCACUUCUACCUGUGUGUGGGUCUGUUUCAGUAAAAUCAUAACAACAGAAAGUGGAGCAGAUCUGAACGGGCCUCGACAUGACUGAACAUGAAGACCGUCAGUGAGGGAAGGUCGUAUAACUAGGAGUGGUUCAGCAUCAGCAGGGCAUGGGGAAGGUGGCGUACACGGACUUAUGACUAAAUCAUGGAUUCGCCCGUCUUGUCUAAAGGAGAUUUGAAAGGCGUUUGGCAAACGCGGCCUCGUCGUGCAACGCCGGUGCUGCUGCUGCUGCUCAGUUUUCUCUGUGUCUGCGCCUGUCUGGAGGAAGACUGCGUCCUGGCUACAGUGGGACGUCCGGUCUCACUGCCCUGCUUUCACAAUGAACUCUCAGCCUUGAAGAACGUUUCCAUAGAGUGGAGGAGAGAGGAUGAAGUGGUGCUCGCGUCCACAUGGGAGGAGGACAGAAACGUGGAGGAAUGGAGCGUGAACGGGGCCACGCUCGCCAGUGACGCUCUGCUCACUGGAAACCUGUCUCUGAUGCUGCUGACAGUUGACCCCAUAGAGAACGAAGUGGAUUAUAGUCUGGUGACUGUGGCAGGGGGGAAUCAGACAUCACUGUUGUGCAGCGUGUGCCUGAGGUCAACAGCCAGUUUCAGCUCCCCGCUGGUGCACGAAGAAGCCCACGGAGAGCAGACGACCUACAUCUGCAGCUCCGCUGGCGGUUUUCCCGAACCCACUGUGUACUGGGUCAUUAAUGGCGCCGAGGAGCCCCCUGAAGGAUCAGUGACGACCCAGGCAGCAUCAGACCCAGACUCCCACCUCUACAACGUCACAAGCCACCUGACCCUCAGCAACGCCAGCGUCUCCAACGUCACCUGCGUCGUAGAGAACCGCUUUAUGAACAAAAGCCUGACCUCGACAAGCCAAGGCGUACAGCCCAACUCGGAGGCCAAGGACCCUUCAGAGCCCUUGUGGAUCUUCAGCUUGGCUCUGUGUGUGGCGGUCGGGACCAUGGUGAUUGCGGCUGUGGUCUAUCAGAUCCACCUGGACAGGAAGAGUAAGAGGCUGAAAAAGGAAUACGAAAACUCCAACAGAGGACACAAGAGACAAUUUCCAAACGAGGGGGAAGCUGAAGUGCUGAAGAUUGAGACUGAUGUAUAAAACCCAGAGAUGAUGAAUCUUCAUUAUGAACUGGUUUGUAAAGAGACUUCUGUCGGUGCCUCUCGUGUCCAACACACACGGUGGGUUUGUGGCCUUUAGAAACGAGCAAUAAUACAUAAGAAAUAAGCGAGAGGCUUGUUUCAGCACAUUUCAUUAAAGAUUUAAUAAUGUUGCUGCUUUGUUUGACUUUGGCUUUUUAGGAUUUACAUUUUAAAUCUAAAAAUGCGUAUUGAUAGAUGACAUUAUAUGAAAGAAAUAAAAAAAUGUGUACAGAAUGUGAUUACAUCAAGUACAGAAUACAUCACGAUCACUGUAUUUUCUGAUGUUUUUCCUGAGCAUAGAGUUCUGAGUUUUACACAUUAAACAAACGACUUAUAUUA